AUGUCGGUCGCGGCAAAGAUGUCAGAGAGCGGCCCCCAAGAACGGGUGGACGUUCUGACUCCAUCAUCGCUACCAUCGACCACCUCCCCGGCGGAACAGAGUUCAUACGUGUCAGACACACUUCUGGCAGAACUCGCAGAUAAUACUAUCCAACCGUCGCCAGGCCAGACUCUUCUGCAAGCGCUCGGCUCCCACCAACUGCGAGGAACCACGACUGACUUCCCACAAUCGCUAAAUAGAGAAGUCAGCCAGCUGGAGACCGACGUGACUCAGGGAUGGAGCCCGAGCUCAGACUCACCAUUCGCCAUGCCCGCUCCGGCUCUCGCCACGACCGAUGAGGAGCUUCGUCCUCAGGUCCGUUAUAACGGGUCGAAGAAGUGCUCCCUACCGCCAGUCCAAGGCGGCCUCUUCCUGUUGCAGGAAUUCUUGGUGGAUUUCAAUGCGGCCCUUCCACUCUUCGACCCUGCCGUUAUCACAUCCCUGUUUCAGGACUGUUAUAACGGAAGAGCCAACGGCAAACCAAUCGAGUGGGUCGCACUCAAGGUGGUGCUAGGGAUUGCACACCGCUUGCGUGCUAUGAGUCCGUUAGGGGUCCCGCAAGACACCGAGAAUGCAGAAAUCUAUCUGCAAGAAUCCCUCGACACGGUCCCUGAACUGCUGGUGCUGCGACCCUCUUUGCUUCUGGCCCAAUGUUUUGUCGGCUUGGCUGUGGUGAUCUCCACCUCCUCACGACCGUAUCCGGCCCAGAUGUUUGUCUCCCUGGCCCUGCGUGUCGUCCAGGAUCUCCGGGUCAAUGAUCCCGAAAGAGUUGAACCAAUUAACCCCGCGGAGCGAGUCCAGCAACAACGCGUUUUCUGGCUGGCUUACUUUAUGGAAGUAGACAUGAGCCUGAGGGCCGGCAGACUACCCCAUUUACCACCAAGACUGAUCAAUGUCGAAUUGCCGAGAGAUGGUGAGCCAGACGGUGUAGGGGAAAUCACUGCCGCUGGUGGAGAAUUUAAGGUCAAUAUCUUCCGACUUCAUGUGGAGCUUGCUUUGCUCCAGGCCGAAUUUGGGGAGCAACUUUCGCUUCCACGUCCAGCUCAAAAGUCGGAUGGUGCAGGCAACGUCGAGUUGCGUGCAAUCAACUCACGGCUGGAGGAGUGGCGGCGCAAUUGGAUCUUCGAGCUUGACGCCGAACAUCUGCGCGCGUCUCUGCAUCGCUCGGAUCUGGUUCAUGUUGUCGUGCUCGAGUCGACGUAUUUUUCCACUGUGUACGCCUUUUGGGCCGAUAUUCUGCCAGCGCCACGCACAAGCCACAAUGCAUUCUCAGCCCAAGGACUGAUCGAGGGGAUGUCGAAACAAAAAGCGCAAAUUUUGCACAAGGACGCCCGGAGAUUCAUCGACCUUCUGAGGUUGAUUCCGGGCGACGACAUUGCAAGCAAUUGGUUAUCGCUGGAAACCAUUGUCUCGGCCCUAGUUGUCAUCCUUGCCCACAUCAUAUUCAACCCGCUCGACGAAAGCUCGGUAUCAGAUUUUGGUGUGUCGAGACAUAUGCUACAAAUCCUGCAUCGCUUGAGCAAUAUCAGCAAAGAUGACGGACUGGUUGCGAUUCAGAAUUUAUGUGUGGAUCUAUAUCUGAGGGCGGAGAGAGCAUUGCAGGGAGACAAAGCGCUGCGCCGGUAA
Messenger RNA from Fonsecaea multimorphosa CBS 102226, 1665 nucleotides. RefSeq lists its product as uncharacterized. The record is from RefSeq and is a predicted model, not a curated record. Gene Ontology annotation, molecular function: DNA binding; zinc ion binding. Bases 1 to 1665 code for a protein of 554 amino acids. Lineage: Eukaryota; Fungi; Ascomycota; Eurotiomycetes; Chaetothyriales; Herpotrichiellaceae. Gene Ontology annotation, biological process: DNA-templated transcription. The transcript is spliced from 2 exons.